Messenger RNA from Aspergillus nomiae NRRL 13137, 2616 nucleotides. RefSeq names its product putative ATP-dependent RNA helicase DBP6. Lineage: Eukaryota; Fungi; Ascomycota; Eurotiomycetes; Eurotiales; Aspergillaceae. Bases 1 to 2616 code for a protein of 871 amino acids. The record is from RefSeq and is a predicted model, not a curated record. Gene Ontology annotation, cellular component: nucleus. Gene Ontology annotation, molecular function: RNA helicase activity; ATP binding; nucleic acid binding. The transcript has a single exon.
AUGGCUGGUGACCACUCUGCGCAUGAUGUAUCUUCGAAGAAGAGUUCAUCGACACCCUUGAGUGCGAAGAAAUCCCAAAAGAGGAAGAGAGAUCCUGAUGGCUCUGUCGUCCCUACCUCGACCCCAACGCCGACCAAGAAGCCGAAGAAAACCCAGAGCCCUUCGUCCACCUCUACGCCCCUCAAAGAAAGCCGGAAAAAGAAAAGAAAAUCCGAAUCAGCUGCCAGUGGUGCUUUUCAAGAAGAAUCGUCCCAGGAAGAGAGUGCUGUCUCGCCGGUCAGCCGUAAAAAGGCUUCUACAAGUAAAAAUGACAGCAAGGAUAAAACAAAAAAGAAAUCAAAGAAGCUUAAACGAGAGUCGCGAGACAAUCAUGGUUCGUCUGAGGAUGCUGCAGAUAUAGAAGAACCGAACAGUGACCAGGAACGCACUGUGGAAAAACACGUGGAUUCGAAGGAUAUAGACGCCAUGUCAGAGGAUGAAGAUAAUGCAAAGCCCCAAAAGAACAAACACUCGGGAAUUUUGUCUAAAUUUGAAAAGGCGGUUAAGGCGACGGAAUCGGCCAAGGCAAAAUCUGGCGAAGAAGAUGUCGAUAAUGAGUCUACCGGACCUGUAACUGCGGAACCGGUUAUAGCGCAGGGCCUGGAGCCGUUGCCUCAGCCAGAAGCAGCCCCCGAGCAAGAUGAGAAGCCAAGCUAUUCCUCCCUUCCGUCGUGGCUUGCCAACCCGUUAAGGACUUCCGCUGAAGAAAAAACCCCGUUUUCAAGCCUAGGGAUCGAGGAGAACGUCCUACGCAUCCUUGAAAACAACGGGUACAAGGAAGCGUUUGCGGUCCAGUCCACUGUGAUUCCGUUACUCUUGCAGGGUUCUAAGAAUCACCCAGGAGAUGUAUGUAUUUCUGCAGCCACCGGUUCGGGAAAGACAUUGUCAUACGUCCUGCCCAUGGUUACAGCUCUAGAGCAAGUCCCUGCUCCUAGGCUAAGAGGCCUCAUCGUCGUGCCCACAAGAGAACUAGUUAAACAAGCUCGAGAGGCAUGCGAGCUUUGCGCUGCUGGGUCUGGCCUUCGUGUCGCUUCCGCUGUCGGAAAUGUGGCCAUCAAAGAAGAGCAGCGUUCAUUAAUGCGCGUUGAUGAAGUUUACGGCCCAGAGAACUUUAAACUGCGACAACAGGAUAAAUUAACGGACAAUGACUGGUUGAACUUUAGCCUACAAGACUAUAUCUCAGAUGCAGGAGAUCAGAGUGAAUCGUUGCCGGGUUAUAUUCGCAAGGCAGAACCCAAUGUUGAUAUUCUGAUUUGUACCCCAGGUCGUCUCGUCGACCAUAUCCGGUAUACUAAAGGCUUUACCCUGAAGCAUCUUGAGUGGCUCGUCAUUGAUGAAGCCGAUCGAUUGCUCAACGAGAGCUUCCAGGAAUGGGUUGAUGUUGUAAUGAACUCUUUAGACGCAAGAAAGAACGCGGAGACUUUUGGAUUUAGCGGAAAGUUCCUCGCCAAUCUUGGGCUUCCGAUACAAACCAAAGACCCGAGAAAGGUGAUCCUCAGUGCCACCAUGACGAAGGAUAUCUCGAAGUUGAACUCUCUACGACUUUCGAAUCCUAAGCUGGUUACUGUUGGCUCUGCUGAACAAGCCACAUCUCAGGAGGAUGAAACUGGUAUUCAUGAUCGCGCUGGCGAUCAGUACACUCUGCCGCCUAGACUGAAGGAGUCCUCUCUCUCGGUUGGUGACGGGUCACAGAAGCCACUUUAUCUCCUGCGUCUCCUUCUGUCGCACAUUAAGGUGGAUGUGAAUAAGAACACAAAGCGUGCUUUGAUAAACACAUCCGAUACAGAUGACACUAGUUCGGAGGGUUCGUCUUCUGAAGAAUCUAGCUCUGACGAAUCGGACUCGGAUUCGGCCUCCGAUUCAGAAAGCUCUGAUUCUGACACCGACACCGAGACUUCUAGCUCUGACGAAUCGAGCUCGGAAGAAUCAGGGUCUGACUCUUCCAGUGACGACAGCUCAUUGUCGAGCGAUAGUUCCGAUUCCGAAGAUGAUUCAGCAUCUGAGGAUGAACUAUCGGUGGACGUCAAAGCAGAUAACAGUCGCCCGCGAGCCUCUGUUUUGAUCUUUACCAAGUCAUCCGAAUCCGCCUCGCGUCUUGCGCGCUUGCUUGCCUUGCUUGAUCCAUCCUUGGCCAAGGAGAUUGGAACGAUCAUCAAGUCGAACAAGUCAUCAGCCUCCCGGAAAACGCUUACUGCUUACCGUCAAGGGAAGAUCUCGAUCAUCAUUGCUACUGACCGGGCGUCUCGUGGUCUUGACUUGCAAUCCUUGACUCACGUUGUCAACUAUGAUGUCCCAACAAGCAUCACUACCUACGUGCACCGUGUCGGUCGUACCGCGAGAGCUGGCAGGGAGGGAUCUGCCUGGACCCUUGUUGCGCAUCGGGAAGGCCGGUGGUUCACGAAGGAGAUCAUCCAAACAUCUGACAACAGAAUUACCAGGUCUUCUAAAGUACAAAAGGUGACGAUGAAGCUUGACAAUAUGAAGGAUGUCAAAUCGAGGUACAGACAAGCGCUGGAUACACUCGAGAAGGAGGUGAAAACAGGGGGAACAGGGAAGGCUUCAAGGACAGAAAAGUGA